This is a messenger RNA of Zasmidium cellare ATCC 36951, 1890 nucleotides long. RefSeq lists its product as uncharacterized. The transcript has a single exon. NCBI's taxonomy places the organism in Eukaryota, Fungi, Ascomycota, Dothideomycetes, Mycosphaerellales, Mycosphaerellaceae. The record is from RefSeq and is a predicted model, not a curated record. Bases 1 to 1890 code for a protein of 629 amino acids. Gene Ontology annotation, molecular function: protein serine/threonine phosphatase activity. Gene Ontology annotation, biological process: protein dephosphorylation.
AUGCGACGCGCCGUAAUACAAAACCUGCGCACCUUCCGCCGGUCAACUCCUCGCAAAGCCCUCAAGAGUCUGCGCAUCUCCAGCAACCAGCAUGCCCAGUUCAGUCGCAGCGUAGUCAACCGCUCGCCCUCGCCCCUCCAGUCGUCCAUGCGCUUAUCCCGCCGAAUAUCGGUCCCCAUCGCCCUCGGAGUAGGUGCCUCGGCGCUCUAUUACGGCUACGAGCAGCAGCGAGCUCGAUCAACACCAAACACCACCGCAGAUGUAUCCCAGGUCUCUUCUGCUGCUGUGAGCGGGAGCCAGGGGCGAAGUUACUCCACAGCCACAGCGACAGCAACGCAUGUGCCAUCCUCCUCACUACCUGCCGGAGUACCUCUCGAAGCAGAGAGUGUCCCGGAGUCGGUGCGGAAGGCACUGAUUGUCGAGCAAGGCCAACUCUUCACCGCGCAGAUUCCAGCGGACCAGCCCAUCAGCAAAGAGACGGAUUUCUCAGGACGCAAGGUGUUGGAGAUGCUGACGCCUGAUCAAGCAAGCGCAAAGCUCAGGACGAACGAGGAGAGCUACUUGGUCGGGAGAGGCGAGGGUGUGGUGCGGUACGAUGUGGUGCAGAUUCCGAGCAACGACCCGAUCGAGGAUGACCAUGUCGAGAAGAUAGUAGAGGUCCCGAAUACAACGGCAGCCGCUGAGGAGGGCAAGGCGAGCUCGGACUGGAUGUUUUGGGGUGUUUUCGACGGACACUCCGGCUGGACAACGUCUGCGAAACUUCGUCAGACCUUGGUCUCCUAUGUGGCGCGUGAGCUCAACGCGACAUACAAGUCAGCCUUGCAAGAUCCUAAGCUCACCUUCCCGUCUGCCGAUUCGGUGGACGCAGCCAUCAAGAAAGGGUUUGUCAAGUUGGACAACGAGAUCACACAUGAGAGUGUAGCAAAGGUCCUCAAGGCACAAUCGAAAGUCGUAGCUGCAGAAAUCCUCGCACCAGCACUUUCCGGCUCCUGCGCGCUACUUUCUUUCUACGAUAGCCGAUCGAAAGAGCUUCGGGUAGCAUGUACGGGUGACAGUCGGGCCGUAUUGGGACGAAGGGGAAGCAGCGGCAAGUGGACUGCGACUGCGCUUUCCAUCGAUCAGACCGGCGGCACUCCUUCUGAAGACGAGCGACUCCGAGCCGAGCACCCCGGCGAACCGAACGUCACGCUCAAUGGCCGCAUCUUGGGUGGCUUGGAGCCCAGCAGAGCGUUUGGAGAUGCCAUCUACAAAUGGAGCACCGAGACGCAAGAGAAGAUGAAGAAGAACUUCUUUGGCCGAAGCCCGAGCCGAUUCUUGAAGACACCGCCAUAUGUAACGGCAGAGCCAGUGAUUACACGCACCAAGAUCGAUCCCACCAAGGGCGACUUCGUUGUAAUGGCUACUGAUGGGCUUUGGGAGAUGCUUACCAACGAGGAAGUUGUUGGAUUGGUCGGCCAAUGGCUCGAGAAGCAGGCUUCAGUUUCUAGCGAGACCAAGAGCGGGAACAAUGGAUGGCUGCAGUCCUGGUUCAGCAGUCAAAAGGCGGGCGCACUACCAAUCGAACACCACGACCAAGGAGACGCCAGCGGCCAGAGAGCACCUGUCCGCCAACAACAGUGGGGAAUCCCAACCGGCCAGGACCAGCGAUUCGUUGUCGAGGAUAAGAAUGCGGCAACACAUUUGGUCCGAAAUGCCCUCGGCGGCAAGGAUAAAGACAUGCUCAGCGCACUGCUUACUCUCCCUUCACCAUACAGCCGGAGAUACCGCGAUGACUUGACGGUGCAGGUCAUCUUCUUCGGCGAAGGUCAGGGUAAUGGCAGAGUGGAGCUGAAUAAGGAGGCCAGCGCCACAGCGAACGGGAAUGGCAAUGGUGUGAAGGCUAAACUAUGA